CCGAGAGCGCGCGCACCGGUACAGCGUCGCGCAAAAGUCGCCACAGGCGGGCGGUACAGUCCGCGUGGAAAGUUUUCCCCGCCUCCAGCGCGGCGCGCGUGACUCUACAGUCACCCGCGAAAGUUUCGCGUCGCUCCGGUGAAAUUUCGCGCGCGCUUAGCGGAUCGUUUUGAAUAUCGUGCGAACGCAGCGCGCGUCGCAACCCUUUCCCGUUUCCCCACGUUUAAAUCGUUGCAUGUAUACAGAUAUCUGUGAGAAUUUGGUAUUACAUUUGUCCGUGUUGCUUGAAAUCCGCAAAAAUGUUUACACUUAAAAAGAAAUAAGUAUAUAUAAUAUAUAAUAUUCGCGGGCGGGAAAGAGAAGAUUUUGAGUAGCGCAAGCAACACGAACAGCACACAGAGAAAAAGAAAAUAUAACAACUUAUAUAUGCAUUUUGCGAAAACACAAUCCAAGCACAAUUUACCCAAAUUCCAAAUUUAAAGUACAAGGCCGCAUAUCCGGGCGACGAGAACUGCGAUCUUGCGAUCGAAUCUCUGCUUCGAAAGCGGCACUCGAUAUUCUGCUACGAUAGAUCGGUACGAUCAAUUAAUUCCUUCACAACAUUGACAGGGAUAAGGUCCGCACGAUUAUUACUCGCAAGGAUAUUACUCGAGACACUGAGGCAACAUGGGUAACUCCGCUUUGAAGAGGCACUACGAGACCGCGGAAAAGACCGCCACCCUGAAGUUGUCGCAGUGCAAGCUGGACAAAUUCUCGCGGAAACUCUACGACCUGGCGCCGACGCUGCGCACCCUGGACCUGUCCGAGAACAAUUUCACGACACUGCCGAACGAGAUCGGCGAUUUCACGCUGCUUAAGCAGCUGAACUUCAGCCAUAACCGACUGACCGUUCUGCCCGGCACGCUGGGCGCGCUUGAGAAACUCGAGGGCCUAAACUGCGCCACGAAUCAGAUCAGAUCGAUCCCGUCGUCGCUGGCGAAUCUGAGACACUUGAAGCAGGCACCUGGACGUCCUGGAUCUGUCCAAGAAUCGGCUCACGAUCGUGCCGGACGCCGCCGCCGGCCUCCACGUGAUCGAGCUCAAUCUCAAUCAGAAUCAAAUCGCCACCAUCUCCGAAAAGCUGGCGGAUUGUCCGCGAUUGAAAACGCUGCGACUGGAGGAGAACUGUUUACAGCUGAGCUCGGUGCCCAUCAGACUCCUCAAGGACUCCAAGGUCUCGGUGUUGGCACUCGAAGGGAAUCUCUUUGAGAUGAAGCAGUUCGCGGAGCUGGACGGUUACGAUACGUACAUGGAACGCUACACG
This is a messenger RNA of Cyphomyrmex costatus, 1303 nucleotides long. Its product is annotated as leucine-rich repeat-containing protein 57. Gene Ontology annotation, cellular component: cytoplasm. Gene Ontology annotation, molecular function: protein binding. The record is from RefSeq and is a predicted model, not a curated record. The transcript has 2 exons. NCBI's taxonomy places the organism in Eukaryota, Metazoa, Arthropoda, Insecta, Hymenoptera, Formicidae. The coding region runs from base 667 to 1248 and encodes 193 amino acids.